Molecule: messenger RNA, 2169 nt
Organism: Histoplasma mississippiense
Lineage: Eukaryota; Fungi; Ascomycota; Eurotiomycetes; Onygenales; Ajellomycetaceae
Exons: 5
Coding region: 1-2169 (722 amino acids)
Cellular component (GO): mitochondrion
Molecular function (GO): metal ion binding; ATP binding; methylcrotonoyl-CoA carboxylase activity
Source: RefSeq, a predicted model, not a curated record
AUGUCUUUCAUCUCUCGACUGCCCUCCACCACCUCCCGCCUCGGGGCAAGGGCAGUUAUUCUCAAGCCAACAGCAGCGGCAGCAGUUCGUGCCAAUUCCUCUCUCACAGGCGGCCCCGGAAACAAACCGCUCAACUCCAUCCUCAUCGCCAAUCGCGGCGAGAUCGCACUACGAGUAGGACGAACAGCUUCACAGCAUGGCAUUCGAGUAACGACCCUCUAUACCGAUCCCGAUGCACGGGCUCAACACGCGCUAAGUUCCCCGUUCGCGUUCAAUCUGGGCGAAACAUCCGCAUAUCUGGAUGGAGAUCGGAUCAUUGAGAUCGCGCAGAAGGAGGGUUGCCAGGGCAUACAUCCCGGUUAUGGUUUUCUGAGUGAGAACUCUGCGUUUGCGCAAAAAUGCACGCAGGCAGGCUUGGUUUUUAUUGGCCCUCCGCCUAAGGCUAUCGAGGCUAUGGGUGAUAAGAGCCGAUCAAAGGAAAUUAUGACGGCAGCAGGCGUCCCCUGUGUGCCUGGCUACCAUGGAGAUAACCAAAGCAUGGAGUUCCUUGAAGCAGAGGCAGAGAAGAUCAAGUUCCCAGUCCUCAUCAAGGCUGUGAAGGGUGGCGGUGGUAAGGGAAUGCGAAUCGCCAGCUCCAAAGAGACCUUCCGGGAUCAGCUUAUUUCUGCAAAAUCGGAGGCGAUGAACUCCUUCGGCGAUGACACGAUGCUGGUUGAGAAAUAUAUCACGACUCCACGACAUAUCGAAGUACAGGUGUUUGCGGAUAAGCAUGGGAACUGUGUCGCGCUGGGCGAGAGAGAUUGUAGUAUCCAGAGACGUCAUCAGAAGAUCCUUGAGGAAUCCCCCGCCCCGCAUUUGCCUGAGGCAACACGGAAGGAUAUUUGGGAUAAAGCACGGGCGGCGGCGUUAGCUGUAGGCUACGAGGGAGCGGGAACGGUGGAAUUCAUCUUUGAUAAUGACACGGGGGAAUUCUUUUUCAUGGAGAUGAAUACCCGGUUACAGGUCGAGCAUCCGGUUACGGAGAUGGUUACGGGACAAGAUCUGGUCCAUUGGCAGAUUCUGGUUGCUGAGGGAGCCCCGCUGCCCCUGACGCAGGAUGAAAUCGAGUCUAUUAUGGCGACCAAGGGUCACGCUAUCGAGGCGCGUAUAUAUGCCGAAAACCCUGAUCAAGGAUUCGUCCCAGACUCUGGCCGCCUCCUACACGUUCGCACUCCUGCAGCGACAGAAGACGUGCGGAUUGACGCUGGUUUUGUUGCCGGCGAUGAAGUAUCUUCGCAUUACGAUCCUAUGAUCUCGAAGCUGAUUGUCAGGGGAUCGAAUCGGACAGAAGCUCUACGGAAUCUCUCCAUGGCGCUGGAACAGUAUGAAGUGGCAGGACCAAUCACCAAUAUCGAAUUCCUGAAACGGGUGUGCAAAAGCCCAGACUUCGUUUCUGGGGAUGUUGAGACGGGCUACAUCGAUAAACACAGGGCUGAAUUAUUUGCAAAACAGCCUGUAGAGGAUGAAGUUCUGGCUCAGGUUGCACUAUACUGCCUACUCAGUUCCUCCAAAGCGGGCGGCCCAGCAGGCUCAGUGGUUGGAUUCAGCCCGGCAUAUCAAGAGCGACAAUUUACGUUUGUAGAAGCUACUGCGCAAACCUCAUCAGAAUCAUCUGGCAAUGCAGCAUCCUUCAACGUCCAAGUGCAACAAACCGGCGAAGCAACAUUCAAUAUCGUCGUGAACGGCACUAGUUUCGAGAACGUCAGGGUCCAACAGCAACCGCACGAGUCCAACGUCGUCACCUCGUUUUUCCCACACACGAGACUUGACACGACGGUGAUUCGCGACGAAGAUGCCAUCACAGCGUUCCAGCGUGGGAGACAGUAUCGGUUGAAGAUCCCGCGGGCUAAAUGGAUGGAGAAGGCGCUGGGGAUUAAAGAUACCGCAAAUAGCGUGCUCGCGCCGAUGCCAUGUAAGAUCUUGAGAGUCGAGGUUGUGGAGGGGGCGACUGUGGUGAAGGACCAACCACUCGUGGUUAUUGAGAGUAUGAAGAUGGAAACUGUGAUUCGGAGUCCACAGGAUGGGAAAAUUGAGAAGGUGGUGCAUAAGGCCGGGGAUAUAUGCAAAGCCGGAACCGCACUCGUUGAGUUUGCAGAGGCUUCUUCUGACGCAGAGGCGAAGACUUCAUAA